Molecule: messenger RNA, 4438 nt
Organism: Carcharodon carcharias (great white shark)
Lineage: Eukaryota; Metazoa; Chordata; Chondrichthyes; Lamniformes; Lamnidae
Gene: pag1
Product: phosphoprotein membrane anchor with glycosphingolipid microdomains 1
Exons: 7
Coding region: 346-1536 (396 amino acids)
Biological process (GO): negative regulation of T cell activation; intracellular signal transduction
Cellular component (GO): plasma membrane; membrane raft
Source: RefSeq, a predicted model, not a curated record
UAGAGCUUAGGAACGCAGCAAUCUCGCUGUUUUGGAGAGCUGGUGGGGUGCAAAUUAUUGCAGCAUAGAGAAAGCGCGAUCACUAUUCUUAAUACAGCACGUUGCAGUUUACUGCUUCAACUGAUGUUUGUGCAGUACUUGAGCUCCAUCAACUUGACUGUGAAGCAGCUGCGCGAAUUAGCGGCUUCUUUCGUCAUUUUUCAUGGCCCGGCAGGAAACCAAGAACCUGUCCAAGGGUGAAAAGCAGUAGCUUCAACUGAGAGUGUUCCCGCUUGAAAAAUGGUAAUACAGAAUUAUUUCCACACUGAUGUCACUGGACAGUAGAAAUCUGUCCCCUUUUUCCUAAUGGCUCCAAAUUCUGUUGACAUUGUCGGACUUAUGCCAGGUGUAUUUGACAGUGGACAACACCAAUUCAUUCUCUGGAGUCUGCUUGCCAUUGUCUGUGCCUUUUUGCUCCUGGCCAUUCUCAAUUUUCUGUGCAAUAGCUGCGACAGACACCUGAACACUGCUGAGCAGAAUGGGGGCAAUGAAAAUCUAAUGAGUGUGCCUUCAGAAAAAGAGACCAACAGCUAUUCAGUCACGAAUUUUGGAAAUGUGAUGCCAGCAAAUGGUCACACUGACAGUGUUGCAAAUGGAGAUGUUCUUUCAGAUGAGAGUGCAACUGUUCAUCCUUCUGAUGAUGCAAUGCUUCCAAUAGUAAACCAGCAAGAUAUCACCUGUAAAUCUUCAAAAUGCCCUCAGAGCAGAGAGCUGCCACAAAUACCUGGAAAUGAUUCAGUACCAAAUGUUGAAUCUACAGAAGUGACUGAAAACAAGACCCCUCAUGGAGCCUAUGAGCCCUAUGAGGUGCUAAAGGACAGUUCUUCUCAAGAUAUAAUCAUUGAAGACUCUCUUUAUGAAACUGUAAAGGAGCUAAAAGAGGAAUCUGGCAGUGUGACCAAUGAAAUUUACACUCCGUCCGAAAAUAUGGAUUUGAAUAUCAUGGUACAAGGUCAAAAUACUGAACUUGCUGGUGCUAAUGCAGAAUAUGCAACAGUAAGCAAGGUGAAACUGAAUCGGCAGAGCAUUUCAACAGAACAGAUAACGAUCACAGAAGAUGAUCCUCCGCCAAUUCCAGUAAAGGAGCUGGAUGAAAAUGAGCAUGUGGAGGGUGAAAGUGCAAAGAUUGCAGCCAUGUACUCCACUGUGAAUAAACCAGCAAAGCAAUGGUCUCGAGCAGAGGCAGAGCAGGAAGGUGGAUAUGCCAGCAUUGAUGAGGUAACUCCUCAAAGAAGUCCAUCUACAGCCAGUCAUCUUUAUGCAUCUGUAGCUGACUAUGAAAGAGAACCCAAAAUUGCAGAUCAGAAUGAACCUGUAAAUGAUGUGGGGGAGGACAUUGAUCCAGGGUAUGAACCCAUCAGAGCUCUGAAAGAGGAAUCUCCAGAACAGGAAGCUGAAUCUAUUGGAAACCAAUCUCUGCGCACAGAAGGCGAGAACCAUUAUGAAAGCAUCCAUGAAUUGCAACAGAAACAAAACAUGAAUAACCCCAAUGUCUAACUGUGGAAAUUAUUUAGCACAUCUGAGACACAAAUUUUAGGCUUUUAUUUUAAAAUUAUUUGCUUGGCAUUUCUUAUAGAAGCACCUUGUAAACAACAUGUAAGGAGGAAAUAAUUCCUGAUUACACCUACUCGUGCUCCAGUCCGUUAAUGAAUGUUUUAUCUCUGUUGAAUCAGGCUUUUGGGGAAGAAGAAUGUUUCCUGGGUGUCUGAAUGGGAGGAGUUUAUUGGUGAUGUUUUUCCUCUCAGCCUGUUUUUAUGCACAAAGUAACAUUAAAUUGCAGAAGUAAAUAGCUGUGUUCUUUACAGAAUGCAGUAAAGUGAACCGAGCACUUACAUUUGGUAUAUUUUAAUUGGGGAACAGAAAGGUGGUUUUAUUUUCAUAAAUUAAUGAAUUCUGAGUGCACAGCAAAAUGAGCAUUUCUCUUUUGGUGGAGGUGCAUAAGUAAAUUGCUAUGUGGUACAACAAUCAUUAGAAAGUGAAUACUUGUGUAAAUAAGCAAGUAGGAAGAAAGUUAAAGUUUAAACAAUUAUUUUCCAAAUAAGUUAGAAUUAGGUACUUUAAUUCAACAGGGCUCAAUCACAGUGACACAUCUCAGUAAGAGAUUUUCCUGUUUUAAGCUUGGCACCUGGAUAUGAACCAGCUCUCAGUUAAUUUCCCUUACUGGUACUAGUAUCUUACUGUUCCUCUAACUGGAAAACCAUCAUGAAGGAUUUUGUUGCCUUGCAUUGAGUGCAAACUUUAUUUCUACUUUUCAAAGGACAGACAUAAGAAUGUAGAAAGUGAGCCACAAGACAUGAUGUCUUCACCCAACUCAUUUCAUGUACCAGCAAUGAACCUUCAGAACUGCACUUGCAGCUCAAAUAAUAGCAAAGCACAAAAUCUCCAGGACAUGUUUAUUCAACACAGAACAUUUGUUAUGACUGGGAAGUAAACAAAUUCUCUUCUAUAUCCCUGUAGUCUUCCUCCAUUUUUGCACCAGAGACUUGUCUGCCUACUAAUUUCAGACUUAGCUAAAGAGCUACUAGGUAAACUGUCGGAUCACUUAUUUAAAGGAAAACUGCUCUUGGAAUGUUGAUAUAAUAGAAAUAUUUAAAAAGAAACUCAGUCACCCCAUAUAUCAGCUUCAAUGUACAGCCCCUCCAAAAAUUGCUUGCCACUGCCUCCUACAGAUGUUAGACAUGCAGUGUAUUGUAACUCAUUGGAGCAACAUGGUUAGCACCACAACUCCUUCAGGCCUAAAUAGAUGUAGGUUUGACCUGUCGAUAAACAGGGCAGGCAGUUAGAAAUAAGCAUGGGUCUGCUUUAGAUAUUGUCAUGUCAAAUCUGACACAAUUCCUCCAGAUUCAUUCUUCAAGUAAAUAGUUUGUUAAAUAAGGGUUUUGCAUUUCUAGAUAUAGGAAGAUGUUAGUCAUCUUCAAAAGCUUCCAAGUUAAGACCUAGUAAUUCCAAAUGUACAAGGCACUUGGUUUGAUUAUGAACAUGUGCUUUGCAUUAUGAACCAUAAUCUUGUUUAGUUUGCUGUGCCCUUUGAGUGCUAGAUCCCAAUUAACAGGUGCCUCCAUUGUUUUGUAAUUCCUGCCCUUUUACAUUUGUGAGGAUCGUAACCUUCAUCACAUUUCUACAGUCUAGCAUCAAAAUAUGUUGCUGGAACUGUGGCAAUAUCAUCUUCAGAAAGCAACACACCAGGUUCAAAUAAUGUAGGUGAAUGUUUCACUGUUUCAUUUGAUUACCUUUGCAAUUUGGAAGAACUUUGCUGAACCUUAGUUUAGGAGAUUGGAUUAACCAGCAAGGAUUGAAUGUUGUAAUCUAAGAUUAGAUGGAGAUAAAAGACUGCUAAGUAAACAACACCUAAUAGAUUUCGGAAAUCAUGAAAACGAUCAACAACGGUAGAUUAAUAGCAUUAUUAAGUUAGUAGUUUGGAGUUCUACCUGAUUAUUUUUGGCUUUUAAAGAGAAUCUUUACAGUGUGUUACCCCUAGAAUUUUCACAAGCUUAGUUCACAAAUUAGAUUAUAUAAUUGGAGGAACAUGUUAGUUGUCAUUUUUUCAUUCUGUUCUUUGUUCUAACAUAACCUAAAAAAAAAUUUUAAUACAGACAGUAUACAUGUAGAAUUUGCGGAAUUUACAAAACAUCAGGCAGCCUUUCAUUACUUGGAUUUAAUUCAAUACUGGAAUAUCAAGAAUAAUUGUCUACUAUCAGUUUACUGCAAUCAACAUGAAUUUAGAAAGAGAAGAUCCUACCUAACCAAUUGAUUGAACUUCUUUGAGGAAGUUAUAACCCAUGUGUACUGCAGUUAAUCUUAUGGUAUGGUGUGCCCUGUCUUCCAAAAGGCAUAUGAUAAAGUUCUAUAUGUAAGUCUUAAACACAAAGUUGGGGGGACUCAGAGUAAACCCUGAGAAUGGAUAGGAAAAGCUAAUAAGUAGGAAACAAUGAAUGCUCAUUUAAAGGAGUUAUGUUGGAGAGGGGAUAAAACACUGGAUUUAGAAAUUCGAUGCAAAGUGGCCAAGUUUAUAGGAAUUGGAAGAGGAAACUUAUAAAUUACAAUACAAGGUGGAUAAAAUAUGUAAGUGGACAGAAUAAUGGCUGAUGAAAUUUAAUGCAGACAAGUGUGAAAUGUUUCAGAUUGGAAGGUAAAAUAGAUUGCAUGCAUACUCAAUGAAUUAUGGCAAAAUAACUAAGGAUGAAGCUGAAAGAGGCCUGGGAGACUUUUUGUAGCUUUGACAUUAAGCAUGCCUGACCAAUGCAGACCAGCAAAUAGCAAAUGUUGACUACAUUAGCAAAACAGUAAAAUACAAGUCAAAGGAAACAUUAUAGUGUUCUGAUUAAAGUAUAGAAGAAAAAGAUGCAGAAUAUUGUUUCAAAUUACAGUAAUAGGACAAAUAAAAGGUAAUUGUACAACU